Messenger RNA from Phascolarctos cinereus (koala), 6687 nucleotides. It is a transcript of the gene TOGARAM1, whose product is annotated as TOG array regulator of axonemal microtubules 1. The record is from RefSeq and is a predicted model, not a curated record. Gene Ontology annotation, cellular component: cytoplasmic microtubule; cilium. Gene Ontology annotation, molecular function: microtubule binding. NCBI's taxonomy places the organism in Eukaryota, Metazoa, Chordata, Mammalia, Diprotodontia, Phascolarctidae. Gene Ontology annotation, biological process: microtubule cytoskeleton organization.
GAGAAGGAGGGAAUCUUUCUCGGCCCCGGCUUCGGCAGUUGCUUUUCCCCUUCUAUAGCUCUGGAGCCUGGAGAAGAAAAGGGAGGGGAGGGCUCCGCCGAGCCCCUAGGAGACUGCGAUGGUUCCCCGCUGCCGCAGCUUGCUGACGCCUCUCCAUGGCGUCCGCGCCCCCGGUGCUGCUCCUGCCGCAGGCCCCGUUCCUAGCCCCCAGCGCCCAUCGGCCCCGGAGCUGCUGCCGCCUUUCCACCCCAGAGACUGAUGAGGACCGACCUCGGCGGACGAUGAGAGAGGAGAAAAGCUACUGCUGCCGGGGAGCCGCCGGUGACCAGGGCUCGUGCCCCGCGGCCCCGCCGGCCCUGUCUCCCACCACGACCGCGCUCUUUCUCCCAGCGGAGGAAGCUGUCACGAGUGGCUGGUCCAGGGCCGGAGGGAGCCUGCCUGGAGGGGAGGAAGAGGAGACCCGGCUGCUGCAGCUCCUCCGCACGGCGCCGGAGCCGUCCGAGGCCUUCCAGGCUCUGCAGGCUGCCCUGCCCCGGCGGGGCGGGCGCCUCGGUUUCCCGAGACGGAAGGAAGCGCUCUACCGGGCUCUGGGCCGGGUGCUGGUGGAGGGGGCCCUGGAGGAGAAGCGACUUUGCCUGCAGCUUCUCUCCGACGUGCUCCGGGGUCAGGGGGAGGUGGGCCAGCUGGAAGAGGCCUUCAGCCUGGCUCUUCUGCCGCAGCUCGUGGUCUCCCUGAGAGAGGAGAACCCGGCCUUGAGGAAGGACGCGCUGCAGAUCCUGCACCAGUGUUUGAAGCGGAGCCCCGGGCAGGUGCUGCAGGUGCUCAUUCAGCGAGGCCUGGAGAGCGCCGAUGCCCGGCUCCGGGCUUCCACUGCGCUCCUGCUCCCUAUUUUGCUCACUCCCCCGGAUCUGUUCGGCCUGGAUCUCACCGAGAUCACGCUGUCCCUGGCCCGCAAGCUUGGGGAACAGGAGGAAGAAGAAGAGGCCGAGAUAGCUUUUUCUGCGCUGCAGCAAAUAGGGGAGCACCUGGGCCAAGACCGGUUUCAGUCUUACAUCUCUCGCCUGCCCUCAGCCCUGAGGAGACACUACAAUCGUCGUAUAGAGUCCCAGUUUGGGGGUCAGGUUCCUCAUUAUUUGGAACUUGAAGCUUCUGAGUUUCCUGAAGAUCCCCUCCCCUGCCCGGCAACACCUUCCAGUAGCCACCUCAAGUUUGGUGUUGUUCCCCAAGAGCUGCAUUCCAGGUUGCUAGAUCAGGAGGACUAUAAGAGUCGGACUCAAGCUGUGGAGGAACUGAAGCUGGUGCUGGGAAGGUUUAGCCCUGUCUCCACUCCUCACUCUAGUCUUGUAGGUUUCAUUAGCUUAUUGUAUAACUUGUUAGAUGAUUCUAACUUCAAAGUGGUUCACGGCACGCUUCAGGUACUGCACCUGUUGGUGACCCGCCUUGGGGGACAGGUACAGCAAUUCUUGGGACCAGUCAUCGCUGCCACGGUCAAAGUACUAGCAGACAACAAGUUGGUGAUCAAGCAAGAAUACAUGAACAUUUUCCUUAAGCUGAUGAAGGGUGGACCUCAGCAGGUGCUGUGUUUAUUGCUGGAACAUCUCAAACAUAAGCAUUCCAGAGUGAGAGAAGAGGUGGUGAAUAUAAGCAUCUGCUCCUUGCUGACCUAUCCAAGUGAGGAUUUUGACUUGCCCAAACUGGCUUUUGGUCUUGCCCCAGCUCUAGUGGAUAGUAAGCGUAGGGUGCGCCAAGCUGCUCUGGAGGCCUUUGCCGUGUUGGCAUCUUCAAUGGGCUCAGGUAAAACCAGUGUACUUUUCAGAGCUGUUGAUGCUGUUGAACUUCAAGAUAAUGGAGAUGGAGUGAUGAAUGCUGUGCAAGCCAGAUUAGCUAGGAAAACUCUUCCAAAGCUAACAGAACAGGGAUUUGUGGAGUAUGCUGUACUCAUGCCAUCUUCUGCCCAGGGCAGAUCAACCCAGUUGCCCCAUGGAGCAGAUACAGACUGGCUUCUGGCAGGUAACAGAACUCAGAGUGCACACUGUCAUUGUGGUGACCGUUCAAGGGAUAGUAUACAGAUGUAUGGCUCUUAUAGUCCAUCUGCUGAUCAGACUAUCUGUACUCGAAGGGUGUUAAGUGCAGGAAAAGGAAAAAAUAAAUUACCAUGGGAAAAUGACCAACCUGGAGGCAUGGGAGAAAACCGGACAUCCCAUUCAAAGGAAAUAGAGCAGUUCUCUGCAUAUGAUUUCAUCCCAGCUCCAAAAUUAAGGCCCUCUCAAGGAAUGCCAGUCAGUGAUGAUUUAUGUUUUAGCAGAAAAAGAGUGUCAAGGAAUUUAUUUCAGAAUGGCUUGGAUUUUAACCCAGAGCUGCCUCAUGUAUAUGCUGGUACCAUUGGGUCUCAGCAAACAAACAUUUCAGGGAAAUGUGGACAACUAGGCUUUUCUCAAUUGAGUGGAAAAAGUGGUAGUGUGGAUUCUGAUUUGCAGUUUUUAGGAGCAAAUAACAGCCAUCAAGAUAAAGUGUGUGCAAGCCUAAAUUUUGGCAGUAAAACUCAACAAACAUUUGGUGGUCCUGCAGAGCAUACUUUAUCAUAUCCUAGUCCCAGUACAAGCCAGGGAGCUCUCAUCCUUCCAUCCUAUCCACUCUCAUCACCUCGAACCAGUCCAAAACACACAUCUCCUCUUAAUGGAUCUCCAAAGAAGUCUCAAGAUAAUUCUGUUAACUUCUCAAAUUCCUGGCCUCUUAAGAGUUUUGAAGGGCUACCAAAGCCAAGUCCACAGAAAAAGCUCUUCAGUCAAAAAUCAGUGGAUGCUUCAGGAGAAAAUUCACAAGAAAAACCUUCUCCGAUACAACUUAAACCUGCAUUGGUGAGAUCACCAUGUUCCCGGAGAGGCCUAAAUGGAACAAAACCAGUUCCGCCAAUUCCACGGGGUAUAAACCUAUUGCCCGAUAAAGCAGAUUUUAUCACUGUGGAACAUGAAAAAGAAGAUCUUAUUUGGAGGAAUGGAAAAGACAAUCUUGCAAUUGAUCUUUCUGAAUUAAAUGUCAGAGAUAAAGAAUCAGAUCAGGAAGAGAUGCAGAGCUCUCUUAGAUCUCUUCGUAAUAGUGCAGCUAAGAAAAGGGCAAAGCUGAGUGGCAGUACUUCUGACCUUGAAAGCCCUGAUUCUGCAAUUAAACUUGACUUGAAUAUGGACUCCGCCUCCCGGUCAUCCUCUCCAAAUGUCAGCUCAUACAGUGAAAGUGGAGUUUACAGCCAAGAGUCUUUGACUUCUUCUCUGUCAACAACUCCCCAGGGAAAGAGAAUAAUGGCAGACAUCUUUCCUACAUUUGGAUCCAAACCUUAUUCAACAAGCCUCUCCUCUGCAAAAAAUAAGAAUUCUCAUGUAGUGGAACAGAGCUCCAAUUCAGGAAUUACAUCGAACGUGAGCAUAAUUGGCCAGCGCAUGAACUAUGGGUAUGGUUGUGGUGAUUUUGAAGAUGACAAGUUACAAGAUGUUUCACCUAGUGUUUUUAAAAUGCAAAAUAAAGAACACCUGAAGCAUUAUAAGCAUACAAAAGGAUUUACAGGGUCAUCAAAUUUACAGCAAAUUUCCAAUUUUGACUUCACUUCAACAAAUGCCUUAUCAGAAGACUCAGUAGUAGUUGUUGGAAAAGGUGUUUUUGGAAUCUCAAGUUCAGUUCCAGUUACAAACAACCAAUCAGUGAUACCUUCUGUGGAAAAUGGGGAUACAUUUUCUGUUAAACCAAGCAUUGAGCCACCAUCAGGGAUUUAUGGAAGAGCAGUCCCACAGAACAGUCUACCAUAUCUGGAUGUUGAGACUGAAAAAGAUAUUAAAGCUUCUAUUUCAAAAUCCACUUAUGACAAGAUGAGACAGAAGAGAAAGGAAGAAAAAGAGAUAAGUCAUAAAGAACUUUUUGAAGUCAAAGAUCAUGAGAAAAAGGAACAUAAUUCCAGAGAACGAGUUAAACAUACUGAAGCUGAGAGAACGGCAACGGAAAACUUGAGUAUUUUUGGAGAUGAGGUGGUAAUAUCAGGUUUAUCUUUAGAAAGUGUUGCCUUCAGUCCUUCAGCAAAAGGAGUAUCCUAUUUAAAAAGAUCACCAUCUUUACUUUUUUCAGAGUCAGGUGAAGUGUCUCCUGGGGCCAGACCACAAUACAAAGAAAGAAUCCCAUCUGUCACACAUAGUCCGGAAAUAAUGGAUCCAUCUGAACUGAGGCCUUUUUCCAAACCAGAAGUAGCACUUACAGAAGCCCUAAAACUGUUAGCUGAUGAUGAUUGGGAAAAAAAAAUUGAAGGACUGAAUUUUAUACGAUGUUUAUCUGCUUUUCAUUCUGAUGUCUUGACUGUAAAGUUGCAUGAAACAAGUUUUGCUGUUGUUCAAGAGGUGAAAAAUUUACGCUCUGGAGUUUCUCGUGCUGCUGUGGUCUGUUUAGGUGAUCUCUUUACUCAUCUGAAAAAGAAUAUGGAUCAAGAAAUAGAUAACACAGUAAAAGUUCUGUUGCAUAAAGCUGGUGAAUCAAACACAUUUAUAAGAGAAGAUGUAGACAAAGCAUUGAAGGCCAUGGUUAAUAAUGUAACUCCAGCACGUGCAAUUAGUUCUCUAAUAAAUGGAGGACAAAGCCAUUUACACAUUGCUGUACGAAGAUGUGCAGCCCAGCACUUGUCUGAUGUAGUGGAGCAAAUGGAACCAGAACGGAUUUUGUCAGGAACAAAAGACCUGGCCGACCGGAUACUGCCAGCCGCUGCUAAGUUUGCACAAGACAGCUCACAAGAAACCAGGUAUUAUGGUCGAAAGAUGCUGUUCCUCAUGAUGUCCCAUCCUAACUUUGACAAAAUGCUUGAAAAAUAUGUCCCGUGUAAAGAUUUGCUUUAUAUUAAAGAAUCUGUUAAAAACUUACGUCAAAAGGGAUUAGGAGAGAUACCAUUAGAUACUCCAUCAGCCAAAGGAAGGCGUUCUCAUGCUGGCAGUGUUGGAAGUACAAGGUCAUCUUCAGUUUCUAGAGAUGUUCUCAAUUCAGCUGAAAGGGAGAUUAUAGACAUCCGUGAAAUAAGAAAAACCAUUCCCCGAAAUUCUUCAGAAAGUGCUGAAUAUAUUAAAGUCAUAACAGGUUUAUUGAAUGCAAAAGACUUCCGAGAUCGAAUUAAUGGAAUCAAGCAACUUUUAUCAGACACUGAAAACAGUCAAGAACUUGUUGUUGGAAACAUUGUAAAGAUCUUUGAUGCUUUUAAAUCUCGGCUACAUGACUCAAAUAGUAAAGUAAACCUAAUAGCUCUGGAAACAAUGCAUAAAAUGGUUCCUUUGCUCAGAGAUAACUUAUCGCCUGUAAUCAACAUGCUCAUUCCAGCAAUAGUGGAUAACAAUCUAAAUUCCAAGAAUCCAGGAAUUUAUGCUGCUGCCACAAAUGUCAUUCAUGCUCUGAGUCAGCAUAUUGACAAUUACCUACUUCUACAGCCUUUCUGUACAAAAGCACAGUUUUUAAAUGGAAAAGCAAAACAGGAUAUGACUGAAAAGCUUGCUGAUCUUGUUAUGGAUCUCUAUCAAAGGAAACCUCACGCUGUAGAACAGAAGGUGGUGGCUGUCCUCUGGCACCUCUUAGGCAACAUGACGAAUAGUGGCUCACUACCUGGAGCUGGAGGGAAUAUCCGAACAGCCACAGCUAAAUUAUCAAAAGCACUUUUUGCACAAAUGGGUCAGAGUCUACUAAACCAGGCUGCAUCUCAGCCACCACAAAUUAAAAAGACUUUAGAAGAACUGCUUGAAAUGACAACUUAAAAUGAAUUCUGUAUGUUACUCCGUUAAUAUGUAAUGCAAUAAGAUAGGCUAAAAAUACCUGUUUACAUGAAGACACAUGGAGCCUUUUUAAAAGGUAAAUUGUCACAGUACCUAUCCUUUUCAUUUAGAAACUAUCUGGAAUGGCAGCUUUUUGACAGCUUGUAAAGCACACCUCUGUCUUAUAUUAGCAUUACCACACUCAUGAUCAAACCUCUAACACACAUGAAACAGUCAGUAUAACACUCACAAAUUCUAUUUGAGAAUACAUGGAAUGAAUCCAUCUUUAACAUUUACAAGGAAAGUCCUGCUCAUUUGCACUCCUCUGUAGAAACUGCAGUAUGUUGCCCUAUAUGUACAAUUAGAUUUGUAACUAAAAAUAGAAUUUUUAUUAUGUAAUCAUGUUCUGAUACGUCUUAUUACUUAGCCUUAUUUUACAAAAGUGGAAAAGACGUCAUUGAAAUGUAUGUACCACAAAGAGAGAUUUGUUUGCUACUUGUAAAAAACAUGUAUUUCUUAAAUCAGUCCACCCUUAUGAUUGUGCAGUAUUAGCUUGCUCGUGCUGGUAUCUUGAUGUAAUAUAUUUGCUUAGCUAUUGGGCAUUAUCAUCUAUGUAACUGUAAGAUUUAAGUAACUUAUAAUAAAGCAUGAUGACAAAUUUUUGGGAAACAGAUUUUCAGAUAUUUUAAAGUACACGUUUAUUUAAGAAAACGUGUGAAUAUAACUUCCCUAUCUUUGUGUGAAAACACUAAAUUUUCUCUCUGCCCAACAUCUAUAAAGGUAUUAUAUCUCUGCCCAGUUGUAUAAUCUUCAGCAAUAGUGCCACGUCUUCUAUUGAUUUUCUCAAGGUUGUCCAGCUACAAGUACUGUACUACAUUUUAAAAAGGAAAAGGAAUGUUAUAAAAUAAAGGGAUUUAUUUCUGUA